CUCGCGUGGACAUUUAUUCUCCACCGCUCAGGCCCUGCCGCCAUCGCCGCAGAUCAGGAGCCUAGAGAGACACAGCGAAGCCACCAUGACCCCCUCUGCACCCCUGGCCUCUGGCAUGCUCCUGUUACUGUCACUGAUAUCCCCCAGCAGGGCCUGCACCUGUGCCCCACCCCACCCACAGACAGCCUUCUGCAACUCUGACCUCGUCAUAAGGGCGAAGUUUGUGGGGACCGCAGAAGUCAACCAGACCACCUUUUACCAGCGUUAUGAGAUCAAGAUGACUAAGAUGUUCAAAGGAUUCAACGCCUUGGGGCUUGCCGCGGACAUCCGGUACGUCUACACCCCAGCCAUGGAGAGCGUCUGCGGAUACUUCCACGAGUCCCAGAACCGCAGCGAGGAGUUUCUCAUCGCUGGACAACUGCGAAAUGGGUACUUGCACAUCACCACCUGCAGUUUCCUGGCUCCCUGGCACAGUUUGAGUGCUGCUCAGCGCAGAGGCUUCACCAAGACCUACAGUGCUGGCUGUCAGGCAUGCACAGUAUUUCCAUGUUCAUCCAUUCCCUGCAAACUGGAAAGUGACUCUCAUUGCUUGUGGACAGACCAGCUCCUCCUGGGUUCAGAGAAGGGCUUCCAGAGUCGCCACCUUGCCUGCCUGCCACGGGAGCCAGGGCUCUGUACCUGGCAGUCCCUGCGGGCCCGGACAGCCUGAAGCCUGGUCCCACUGUUCAACACCUUUCCUCUCCUUUCUUCCAGAUGGUGAAAUAAAAAAGUACCACCCAGCA
Dipodomys ordii (Ord's kangaroo rat) is the source of this 782-nucleotide messenger RNA. It is a transcript of the gene Timp1, whose product is annotated as TIMP metallopeptidase inhibitor 1. Gene Ontology annotation, biological process: negative regulation of endopeptidase activity; negative regulation of membrane protein ectodomain proteolysis. The transcript is spliced from 6 exons. Bases 86 to 709 code for a protein of 207 amino acids. Gene Ontology annotation, cellular component: extracellular matrix. Lineage: Eukaryota; Metazoa; Chordata; Mammalia; Rodentia; Heteromyidae. The record is from RefSeq and is a predicted model, not a curated record. Gene Ontology annotation, molecular function: metalloendopeptidase inhibitor activity; protease binding.